This is a messenger RNA of Parus major (Great Tit), 1156 nucleotides long. It is a transcript of the gene ISYNA1, whose product is annotated as inositol-3-phosphate synthase 1. The record is from RefSeq and is a predicted model, not a curated record. The transcript is spliced from 8 exons. Gene Ontology annotation, cellular component: cytoplasm. NCBI's taxonomy places the organism in Eukaryota, Metazoa, Chordata, Aves, Passeriformes, Paridae. Gene Ontology annotation, biological process: inositol biosynthetic process; phospholipid biosynthetic process. Gene Ontology annotation, molecular function: inositol-3-phosphate synthase activity. Bases 1 to 984 code for a protein of 327 amino acids.
AUGGCCAGGGGCUUGGCCGUCCCCUUCUCCCAGGGAAAGGUGGCAGCCAGAGGGACACGGUGGCCCUGGGAACGCCACUGGAACUCCACCAGUCUCCCACUGGUGCCCAAACCCCUGGAGAAGGAGGGUGCUGGGGGUUUGUGUCAGGAGAACUUGGUGGGGUUCCUGCCGGGAAUCCCAGCUGGGAAUCGCGCGGGGGGAGCCGUGGGGGUCCGGGAGGGGACCAGGAGCACCUGGGAUGUCCCAAAUCCUCAGCCCCGCUCCGGGCUCAAGACCAAGUCCAUCGUGAGCUACAACCACCUGGGCAACAACGACGGCAAGAACCUGUCGGCGCCGCAGCAGUUCCGCUCCAAGGAGAUCUCCAAGAGCAACGUGGUGGACGACACGGUCCAGGCCAACCCCAUCCUCUACGGCCCCCAGGACAAGCCCGACCACUGCGUGGUGAUCAAGUACGUGCCCUACGUGGGGGACAGCAAGCGGGCGCUGGACGAGUACACGUCCGAGAUCAUGAUGGGCGGCACCAACACCAUCGUCAUCCACAACACCUGCGAGGACUCGCUGCUGGCCAGCCCCAUCAUCCUGGACCUGGCCAUCCUGACGGAGCUGUGCCAGCGCAUCACCUUCUGCACCGAGGCCGACCCCGAAUUCCAGGGCUUCCACAGCGUCCUGUCCAUCCUCGCCUUCCUCUGCAAGGCCCCGCUGGUUCCCGAGGGCACCCCCGUGGUCAACGCGCUCUUCCGCCAGCGCAGCUGCAUCGAGAACAUCCUGAGGGCCUGUCUGGGGCUGCCCCCCCAGAACCACAUGCUGCUGGAGCACAAGAUGCAGCGGCCGGCGCCGAGCCCCAAACGCGCCUGUCCCGGGGGGGCCGCCUGUCCCCUGCUCCCCAAAAAGAGCCCGGCAGCGCCCGCCCAGCUCAACGGGCACCCCUGUGCCCCCCGGCCGGGGCCCCCCCGAGCCCCCCUGCACAUCGACGGCGCCGAAUAACCCCAAACCCACCCGGAGCGGCUUUUUAGGGGGGGUGGGGGGCGGAGGGGUGGGUUUGGGGGGGGUUGUUCCCACCCCCACCCCAAUUCCUGAUGGCGAAUCCAAACUGUGAAGCUUUGUACCCACCAAUAAACGCGGAGCACAGAGUGACCCCUCCCUCACCUCCCCAUGA